Molecule: messenger RNA, 3700 nt
Organism: Mugil cephalus (flathead mullet)
Lineage: Eukaryota; Metazoa; Chordata; Actinopteri; Mugiliformes; Mugilidae
Product: arg8-vasotocin receptor-like
Exons: 2
Coding region: 218-1450 (410 amino acids)
Biological process (GO): regulation of systemic arterial blood pressure by vasopressin; G protein-coupled receptor signaling pathway; positive regulation of vasoconstriction
Cellular component (GO): membrane
Molecular function (GO): vasopressin receptor activity; peptide binding
Source: RefSeq, a predicted model, not a curated record
UGCAUUGUGCACCGUGGCUCAGGUUUACGCACCGCGGAGAGAAGCAGCUGAUGGAGCUGUUGUGUCUCUGAUUGUUGACGCGCUUCUUCUUUGUGCUCGUCCGGUUCACGCUGGAACAGUCGAGGAGUUUGGAGUUUUGCCAUCCACGCUCUCCGCUCCUGACGGUUACGCACAGGCGGACGGGCACCUCCGUGCGCCCGGAGGACCGGCGGCCACCAUGCUCUUCCCCUCCUGUAACACCUCCAGCUGCACGGAGGGGUUCAACUUGACGCAGAAGCUGCAGACCGGCGCAGCUCCCCGGAACAUGAGCGGGAAGAGCAACGACACGGACCCGUUUGGACGCAACGAGGACGUGGCCAAGAUCGAGAUCACUGUCCUGAGUCUCGCCUUCAUCGCGGCCGUCGUGGGGAACGUGAGCGUGCUGCUGGCCAUGUACAAGACCAGGCGGAAAUUGUCGCGCAUGCACCUGUUCAUGAAGCACCUGAGCCUGGCAGACCUGGUCGUGGCCUUCUUCCAGGUGCUGCCGCAGCUCUGCUGGGAGGUCACCUACCGCUUCUACGGCCCGGACUUCCUGUGCCGCAUCGUGAAGCACCUGCAGGUUCUGGGCAUGUUCGCCUCCACCUACAUGAUGGUGAUGAUGACCCUGGACCGCUACAUCGCCAUCUGCCACCCGCUGCAGACGCUCCAGCAGCCCACGCAGCGCGCCUACAUCAUGAUCGGCUCCACGUGGGCGUGCAGUCUGGUGCUCAGCACCCCGCAGUACUUCAUCUUCUCCCUGAGCGAGGUGCACCCCGGCUCGGCCGUGUACGACUGCUGGGGACACUUCGUGGAGCCGUGGGGUGUGCGCGCGUACAUCACCUGGAUCACGGCCGGCAUCUUCCUCGUGCCGGUGCUCGUGCUCGUGCUGUGCUACGGAUUCAUCUGCCGCACGAUCUGGAGGAACAUCAGGUUUAAGACCCGCAGGAAGGGCGCCGGAGCGGUGGCGGAGGCCACGAAGAACGGGAUCCUGGGCAGGAACUCGGUCAGCAGCGUCAGCACCAUCUCCAGAGCCAAAUUACGCACGGUCAAGAUGACCUUCGUGAUCGUGGUGGCGUACGUGGUUUGCUGGGCGCCUUUCUUCACGGUCCAGAUGUGGUCGGUGUGGGACGAGACCUUCUCUUGGGACGACUCUGAGAACGCCACGGUGACGCUCUCCGCCCUGCUGGCCAGCCUCAACAGCUGCUGCAACCCUUGGAUCUACAUGAUCUUCAGCGGCCACCUUCUCUCGGACUUCGCCGGUAGCUUGCCGUGCUGCGGCCGCUUGAGGAACAAGUUCCAGCACCAGGAUUCGGACAGCAGCAUCCGGCGGACCACGCUGCUGUCCCGCCUGCAGGGUCCACGGCUUUCUGAGCCGUUCAGAGACGCCAACCAGACCCCUAAGAACUGUCCACAGGUCCCGUCUGUGUCCUGACCACCUGGAACCCACUCAGAGGGCAUCUGGUUGGCCCGUGACGAAGCAGUUUUUAGUUCGUAGCAGAGAAGGAAGGUAUGAUCUCAUCCGAGGGUGCGGUCACACCUACACUUUGUUUUCUUUGGUCCAAUCCGGAGCGGAAAAGUUUACUCGCUGGCAGUUUUUUUGGUGUUGGUCUGUUUAGGUUCACACGGCUCUGAGAACAUAAGUUAUAAUUAAUCCUUUCAGCCUGACGGGGGUAGACGCCAUCAAAGCAAACCCGGUUAGCGAAAUGAAUCCCUCGUGGAAAAUGGCUGAAUGUGAGCAUUCAACGCUGGUGCACGGGGGUUGUUUCCUGAAGGGCCAAGCAGGUUGUUUACCUGAAACACAAGAGGAAAGAAAACACUUUUACACUGAGUAUAAACGGCAGCAGCUAUGAACGCAUUUCACUUUGAACACGUUUGAAUUCUGUGUAUUUGCUCGGUUUGGAAAAACGAAAAUGAUUAAGAAGCUUAAGUCUGGAGUUAUUCAACAUUCUUCUUAUUAAAGUGCAACAAUCUCCUAAUAUGUAAUUGUUUAAAUAUGUAGUUUAAUCUCCUAAAGCAUUUGUCUGCAACUGGAGGUACCGCAAAUCUUUGGUUGAUUACACAUUUUUUUGUACAUUUUUGUUUUUAAAUUACCCCACAAAUUAAAAUUUCGUUAAAUACACAUAAACAUGAAUUCAACAUAUUUUAGUAGAGGGAUAAGGGAUAGCUUAAAACUGAAUGCAUAAAAAUAUAUUUACUAGGCCGGGGUUCUUGGCCUGAAAAAUGUUGAAGACCUCUGUCCUACAGGCUCAAUAAUUCCCCUAAAAGAUCUGGUGACUAUAGAUUUUAGAUUUGUCAGACUUUGGAAAUGCACAAGAAGAAAAAUGUUGAAUAUUACCAGCUGAUCCAACAACAACAACAACAAAAGACAUGAAAAUAAUUCCUUAAGGAUACUCUAAUACCGCUUUGUGAUAACGAUCGACUAAGACAUCGAUUUUUGUGCUUUGUACGCCCACCAUCCGCCCCAACCUCCUCCUGCAGGCGUAAUCCAGCCAGCGAUUGUGUUGCACUCAGUUUGGUUGUACAGAAACACAAUUUCAAGAACUGGUCUCGCUUUCAUUGAUAGCACUUUGUAUCUGUUAGUGUUUUUGCAGAGGUCUGCCGCCCCCCGGUGGCCAAAAAACAAUGACUACAGCUUUAAUAUUUAUUACAAACUUAGCUCAACCAAAUGCUAGGCGGGUUUAUUUUUGCUCUGGGACUCUUUAACCCUUCUCUCCAAAAGUUUUGUUUUACAUUUUUCUAUUUAAACAUCAUUAAUUGCUCCAAAAAUGAAGAGCACAGUUGUACAAUUUGACGCCCGAGCACAGGUAAUUAAAUAUAUUUAUCUGAAUAAAAACAUAGGACAAUUAAAAUGGAGUUUAUUUGAGACAAAAUAUCAUUCUUUUUUAAAUAACUUUCCAUUUUUUUAUUUGACAUACUGUGCAUUUUAAGACUUUCCAGGUGCCUUUAAAACAUUUGAAGAUGUGUGUCUACACACUUACAAUCUUCCGGUCCGUAGUUUAGAAGCUACACACAUAUAUAUAUACUGUAUAUAUAUAUGGCCGUAGCAGAGAGGGGUUAAAGUUGCAGCUUUACUCACAUGUAAAUAAAUAGACCACAGUCACAACCCUCCUGGAUGGUACUUUCUAGCUGAUCGAUUGUUUCGUGUUCGAAAAAUAGUUGAAAAUGUGUUCAGUGAGUUUACAUAUUUAAAAGAUGUCCUAUUUACGGUUUGUGACGACGAAGAAAAACAAGAAAUGAAAUGAAAUUUUUGCAGAUUAUUUCAGAAAUGUCUCUCGUGUAAAUGUGUGGAACUGUAAAUACUAUAAAUGUGACAUUCAAUAUACUGUAUGUUGUUAAUUGAAAGUGCACUUUGUUGAAUAUAAUAACACACAAACCUGUGAAUAUAUACGUAUUUGGAAACAGGAUUCAUUUCUCUAUAAUGUCCUAUAUAAUGUCCAGCUGCUCAUACGCUCAUGUGUCGCUUUGUUCUGUAUUGAUGUGUUGUUGAUACUGAAGAUAUUUUACCAGUGAAGUGUAUUCUGUCAUCUGCAUAUGGUUUUGUUAUAUAUGUUGUAAAAGGAAGAUAAAAGCUUUUCCUUGUAUUGUCAUGUGCAUCUCUGGUUUCAUUUAUAGAAACCUAUAUCAAUAAACAAAUGAAUGACAGCUCUGAAAAUAAAAACCAGUUUGAAGCUAAUGAUGCUAA